Zootermopsis nevadensis is the source of this 1437-nucleotide messenger RNA. Its product is annotated as UMP-CMP kinase 2, mitochondrial. Gene Ontology annotation, cellular component: cytoplasm; mitochondrion. Gene Ontology annotation, molecular function: dTMP kinase activity; nucleoside diphosphate kinase activity. The record is from RefSeq and is a predicted model, not a curated record. NCBI's taxonomy places the organism in Eukaryota, Metazoa, Arthropoda, Insecta, Blattodea, Termopsidae. Gene Ontology annotation, biological process: dTTP biosynthetic process; dTDP biosynthetic process; dUDP biosynthetic process.
CACUUUCCGGUACCAUCGAUUAAUCGAUUUGAAGCGUAUUUGAUUAUUGGGUGUGGCAACACAUGGAGAGUCGAAUUAAUAACUCUAACUUCAAAGAUAUAAUCAUUGAUAAAUCGAAAAUACUUUUAUUUCAGUUUGUAAUUUUUCCGGUGUUUUCUGCUGUUAAUUUACUUGUCGAAAACAGGGAUUUUUAAACGGCUAUGUCUGAAGGAAAUGUGAACUUCAGCUCUGUGUACCAUUCUCUGGAUGCUAUACUGAACUUCUUGAAGAAAGGGGAGUUUGAUCAUCUCCCUCAAGUUGAGCAGCUGUUGGCAAUUUUUAGUGCCAACUACAGUCACAGUAUUGUGAAGAGUAAAGCUGAACGUCUCCAUCCAUUCAUCGUCCUGGAAGGCCUAGAUGGAUCAGGUAAAACCACAAUGGCGAGAAAGUUAACAAACAAGUUGAGUGGACAGACGAUGUUGACGCCGCCUACUUGCCUGCACUUGUUGCGCAGUUAUUUUGAUGAUCAACCCGUUGGUCUCAGACGGGCGUACUACGGUCUUGGGAACUAUAUUGCUGCGAGGGAAGUCGAAAGACUGGUACAGUCUUGUCCCGUUGUAAUGGAUCGAUUCUGGCACUCGACAGCAGCGUGGGCUAUAGCCGAUGAAGUGAGGGACAAAAGCCUGUGGCUUCCACCCGCGAGUGAUCCGAUCUACAACUGGCCAGAGGACUUGACAAAGCCCAACAUCGUGCUGUUCCUCGGUCUGGACGAGACGGUCCGCACUGCCCGCCACAAGGGUCGCAACACGACGGACACCGACGAGGAGCAACAGCUAGCGAAGGACGGUCUGUUCAGAGAAACCAUCAUCGAGGCUUACAAGCGCAUAGCCGGUGUCCAUCUGGUGGAGAUUGAUGCCAGCAAUUACCCAAAUAAAGUUAUGAAGGAGAUCCAGGAAGCAAUCCAGCAUCUGCUACAGCAGCACCAAGCUACAGAUUAAUAACGCCAAAUAUUAUUUUUGCCGCAGUUAUUUAAAUGCCUUUCCGCUGCUGGAAAUUUCUCGGAACACAUUUUUAUGAGUUGAUUACUUACAAAAGCACCAUUUUUAUAUAUGUGUUGCACAAAUGCAUUUCGCUAAUUGCUUAUGUUUGCUCUUUUAUCAUGAUUAUGGGUGUCUCUUUUAUUUUCUUGUGAUUUUAAAUUUCAUUAUGAAAUGGAAUAUGACGGCUGUGAUACUGACAUGUGAUUUCAUCGGCGUAGUCCGAUGCACGUGGGCAUUUGUAAGCUCCUACAAUAAAUAGAAAAUUGGUUGAAAGUUUUAUGGCGAUGAUGUAUCACUGAACUAACAUAUAUUUUGUAUAUUUUCCACCAUCUUGUUGGUUAAAGCGCACAAUGAUUUGAAGCUGGCUGUGCGACUGUCGUCAAACAAAACCAUUAAAAAUCCUCUUUUGGGUCCACAG